AUGGGAUCUGAGAAGGCGUUGCCGGUUUUCGUGCAACCUCCAGAACUUCAUAUAAUUUUGUCGAGACCUGAAUCCUUCCGCCAGCUUCUGACGGUUCUAAACCCAUUCGACUUUGUUCUCCAUUAUAAAGGUCGGGACUCUCGUUCCAUUUACUGUUAACUUAAUUUUAGUUUUGAGUAAUGCCCCUCACAAAUUUAAAGUGCAUGAAUCGAGCGGAUUUGUGAAACCAAAAUGCUUUGUGGAUGUUAUGAUACGUCACGUCUUACCGACAGAAAGUCAUGAACAAGAUGUACUGAGAGUCGAGAUUUACAGAGAAGGCGAGACAAACGUAUGUGAGGCUCUUUUGCCAUGAAAAAUCGUUAUAGGCUUGUGGCCGUAAAGAUGUUUCGGUUGUCGUAUCUCAAACUGAAGUUGUAACACGGUCUUCAAUGGAAUUUCGGCAUUUCAGCGAUCAAACCCGCCCAGCUAGACAUCGAACCGACCGAUUCCGAGAAGACCGGGAACCCCAGAGUUUCAUGUGGUUCCUGAUCCUGACGUGUGCAGUUUCUGUGGUGACUGUGAUGCUUCCUUCUUAUUCACAAGGCUCUUCCAACUCCAUUAUCCCCACAUAUCUCCAUCCAACUCAAAAUCUUCAACUGGUAGCGGCCUAUGUCCUUGGAUUAGCCACCAUGCACUUAUUGGCUCGGCAGAAUGUGUAA
Molecule: messenger RNA, 698 nt
Organism: Bursaphelenchus xylophilus (pine wood nematode)
Lineage: Eukaryota; Metazoa; Nematoda; Chromadorea; Rhabditida; Aphelenchoididae
Source: the annotation of a GenBank genome assembly